Messenger RNA from Sarcophilus harrisii (Tasmanian devil), 744 nucleotides. It is a transcript of the gene PFDN1, whose product is annotated as prefoldin subunit 1. The record is from RefSeq and is a predicted model, not a curated record. Gene Ontology annotation, biological process: protein folding. Gene Ontology annotation, molecular function: protein folding chaperone. The coding region runs from base 72 to 440 and encodes 122 amino acids. Lineage: Eukaryota; Metazoa; Chordata; Mammalia; Dasyuromorphia; Dasyuridae. The transcript has 4 exons. Gene Ontology annotation, cellular component: prefoldin complex; cytoplasm.
UUCCAUUUGUUCCUUUGGUGUCGUACCUUGCUUCCGGGUGCUUAGUGCGCAGGCGCAGAGUUCGAAUCAAGAUGGCUGCCCCCGUGGAUCUGGAGUUGAAGAAGGCUUUCACAGAACUACAAGCCAAAGUUAUUGAUACUCAGCAGAAGGUGAAGCUUGCAGACAUACAGAUCGAACAACUAAAUAGAACAAAAAAGCAUGCACAUCUUACAGAUACAGAAAUUAUGACUUUGGUAGAUGAGACUCACAUGUAUGAAGGUGUAGGGAGAAUGUUUAUUCUUCAGUCCAAGGAGGCAAUUCACAACCAGCUUUUAGAGAAACAGAAAAUAGCAGAAGAAAAAAUUAAGGAACUGGAACAGAGAAAAUCAUACCUUGAGCGCAGUGUGAAGGAUGCAGAGGACAACAUUCGGGAAAUGCUGAUGGCCAGAAGGGCACAGUAAAAAGUACCAUGAGAAAACCUAUAUUUAACCCCCUUCCUCUGCUCCUGUUGGGCUUUUACCUGGAGGACAUUUUGGAAACUCUGCUUUUAUUUGGACCACAGUUAUGUGGUAGCUAUCCUGUACCUCUGGCUGAGCCAAUUGCAUAUCCUUGGCCUGGGGCUUGAUCAUGACCUACUGAGGGUGAAAGGAAGAAAAGAAUGAGGAGAAGGAAGAAAGCCCCAGGCAAAGGAAGUACCCCCUGCCCAAUGACUUCAAUGUUACCAUUUUUAUUACACAAAUAAAAGUUAUCCAUCCCCUUCUUUGA